AAAUUCAAUCCGUCGACGAUUUUGUCAAAAAAUACAUUUUUUCCUAAACAAAAAAACGCUUAAAAAGUUAAAAAAUUAAUGGUAACAGGUAUCAUGGAAGUGCAGAAGUAACAGAUUCAGCUGCUUCCCCCACUAAGCCCGGAAAUGCAUGGGGCCCCCCUGAAGUACACGAGCAAGGAGCCCCACAGAGGAUUCAUAGCGUAGACUCUAAGAUUUAAAACUAGUAAGAGAGAGGCACAAUGGGUGGCUCUGUGAGUCAAGUUUUUCGCUCAGGAAGCGCCAGGGAUGGGCACAAAGUGUCCGGAUCAACAAUUGACAAGGUUCAGACAAUCUUUGAGAUUCUCUGCUCCAACCCACGUAUAUCCAUUCACACCCUUGAAGCUCUUCUGGUGCAAAUUCCCAAAAAUGAGAACAUCCUGGCAAUUCAUUGUGAUUCUGGGUACAAUUUACUCCAGAAGAGUGUUGCAAUUAAUCACAUUGAGCUGGUACGCUGGCUUCUCCAGAGACACUGCCCGGAUGUCAAUAGAUGUCCAUGUUCCCUACCCCUACACAUUGCCUGCCUCAAGGGGCACGAAGAGUGCGUGGAGUUGCUGCUGAAGCACGGAGCGCGUAUCGAUACUGAGGCCCGAAUGUGCUUCCCCGGACUCCAUUCGCUCAACUGCGAAGAGCAAGGAAAGUACAAGAAUGUGACUGUCUGUGAUCGUCCCAACAGCAAAUUGCAGAACGCCGUUUGCUAUGCAAUUGAUGGGGAUCAGAUAAAUGUCCUGAAUAUCCUGGCGCAGAAAAUGGAAGAACCCUGGGGAUCUCUGUGCAAUAACUUUCAGAUACCCUUCCGUGUCAAGAAGCCCCUUCUGCACUUAGCCUGUGAACGGGGAGCAUGGAAGUGUGUCCAGCAGUUGGUCAUUACGCGAUCUGAUGAGAUAAAUCUCAUUAAGGAUGAAUACUAUCCCAUUCAUCAGGCCAUCUUGCAUGACACGCGCUUUCUGGAACUCCUAAUUCAGCACGGAGCUGUUACAACUGUAAGGACCUGUACGCAGCAGAUGACCCUUCUGCAUGUCGUUCUUUUGCACGCAAGGAAAUCUGCUGAGGAUGUCCUGCACACCCUGAGAAUCCUCCUCGAACGAGGUGGGUGCAAGGAGUUGAUAAACGCUCCUGAUUCCCUGGGCAAUACCCCACUUCACGCCGUGAUCGUACGGUAUGCCCUCGAAGAGGCAAAGUAUGGCUACGACAAAUGGAAUAAAUGGGAUGUCCUGCACCUUGUUCGCUUCCUACUGCAGAAUGGAGCAAAGAGCUCCAUAAAUCAGGCUGGAAAUAGUGCCCUGGCGUGCGUUUUCCGGCACAUCCGCGACUGGGAGGUGUGCUAUGAACUACUUAACAUGAUGAUAAAGGAGGAUGGAGAUCCAAACAUCGUGGGCCGAGACGGUUCGGUACCGCUAAUGGUGUGCCUUGUGCCGCUCAUCAAUAAGGAUCCAUUGCAUCAUUUUACGCAUUCAAUGAAGGUAUGCUUCCUCAACUGUAUCAGACUCUUACUGGAGCGUGGCGCGAAUCCCAAUUGCUCCUAUCGGUCCAACUUGACACCCCUUCACGUUCUCAUCUUCACUGUGAGCGAAAACUUCACACUUAACUGCGAUACGCAGAAGAGAGCAAACUUCGACUUCAUCAAGAACAUUCUGCAGUUGUUGCUGCAGCAUGGGCUGGAUUGUAAUGUCACCUCGCAGACAAUCCUUCAUUCAGUCAUGGAUAUGGUGCAGAAUGUACGCACAUGCCCCGAUAUGGCGUGCAUUCACGAACUAACACUCCUGCUGCUGCAGUAUGGAAAUGAUCCGAAUAUCAAUCUCUGCGGGAAGGUCAAUGGAACGACGGCGGAAGUUGUGAGAGCCGAUGCAGCUGAUGACAAUGCUGUGCAGGAGACAAACACUGCCCCCGCAUCAGGUCCAAGUCGUUCCAAUGAACCAUUUAGGAAUUCCUUCCGUAGCAACAGUCGCAACUACAUCCUAUUCUAUUUUAUUUCGUUAAUUACGAAAAAGGAGUUCCUACUUAUGGACAAGGAUGCCACGUACAGGCGCAUCAUCUACCUGCUGUACUACUCAAUGCAACAUGAGCCUCUCUACAAUUGCCUCAAGAGCUUACACAAUCUCUACUUGACGCAGGUGCCCACCAAGACAACUGAAGGACUCAUCAGUCUCAUUGCAACGCUCUACAAGCGCCCACGCAGCCUCAAACACAUUUGCCGCGUAACGAUUUACGAGAGCAUCAAUAGGAAGCUCGCUCAGAAUAUAAACAGACUGAAUCUGCCAGGACUUCUCAAGGACUACGUUCUAAAUUUUGAACCCUAAUUUUGUGUAUUGCGUGUACGGACCCACCUGCUCUUGUUUUAAAACUACAAAACUCUGUUGGGAACAGUUUCGAGUGGCUAAGCUAAACUUAGAGGGUGUUGAUUGUGGUUGCUAAACUAUGAAACAAUGGCGUCUUCGAAGGACGCUACAUUAAGGAAAAUAAUACUAAACAUCACGUUUUAAUUGAUUUCAUUCUUCAGGUUCAACUUUAAAAUUUAAUUUAAAGUGAAAAGUGAAUUAAUUUUGAUCUUUGAAACUUCUGUGAUAAAGAAUAUUAAAAAUUCAGUGCUACAAAAAAAAGAAUGUUGAGAACAUUAUGUUGGGAAAACAGUGCAAUAGGUGCAAUAACACUUUACUGGAACAAUGUAAAAAUUCCAUGAGAUGGCGGUAGUUGUCUGGAAUUAAUUUAAAAUGCAUUUUAGCAACUCAGCAAGAUAAAGCAACAGGAAAAGCCCUCGAAGGAGCCCUAAACUCUCAGUUGACCUGAUUUAAAAAAAAAAAAUCACAGGAACUUCCCUAAAUUCGAUAUAAAAAAGUCUACAAAAAUGAAGAAUCUUCAGGUUUAUCUGAUCAAAAUUAAAUGAAUCUGUAUGGUCAUGUAUUAAUUUGCAAUAUAUUCAAACAAAUAUACAUGAAGAAAAAUUACAAA
This is a messenger RNA of Lutzomyia longipalpis, 2985 nucleotides long. Its product is annotated as ankyrin-3. The transcript has 7 exons. Gene Ontology annotation, biological process: intracellular signal transduction. The record is from RefSeq and is a predicted model, not a curated record. Gene Ontology annotation, molecular function: protein binding. NCBI's taxonomy places the organism in Eukaryota, Metazoa, Arthropoda, Insecta, Diptera, Psychodidae. The coding region runs from base 240 to 2336 and encodes 698 amino acids.